AUGCUGCACGAACACCCGGAGUACGGCACGAAUGGCGACAACGGUGACGUGGCCUGCGACUCGUACCACAAGUACCAGGAGGACGUGCAGAUGCUGAAGGCGCUCAACGUGAGUACUCUCUGUCGUUACGCAGCCUCCUCUGGUGGUCGAGCGCCCUCGCAGAAUGCGUCAGGCAUCGGCGACUACCUGGCCUCCCACACCGUGAUCAGGGCCUAUGGACUCGUCUAUCGCCUGUACGACGAACAAGUAAAAUUCGGGCUGUACGAGGUGGAUUUCGACAGCCCGAACAGAACGAGGACGCCGAAGGCCUCUGCAGCUGUCAUAUCGCAGAUCUACGAGAACAGGGAGGUGCCUCAGGAGUACUUCCGCUACAGUCUUGUCUGA
This is a messenger RNA of Schistocerca serialis cubense, 384 nucleotides long. RefSeq lists its product as uncharacterized. The coding region runs from base 1 to 384 and encodes 127 amino acids. The transcript has 3 exons. Gene Ontology annotation, biological process: carbohydrate metabolic process. The record is from RefSeq and is a predicted model, not a curated record. NCBI's taxonomy places the organism in Eukaryota, Metazoa, Arthropoda, Insecta, Orthoptera, Acrididae. Gene Ontology annotation, molecular function: beta-glucosidase activity.